Molecule: messenger RNA, 520 nt
Organism: Exaiptasia diaphana
Lineage: Eukaryota; Metazoa; Cnidaria; Anthozoa; Actiniaria; Aiptasiidae
Product: dihydrolipoyllysine-residue acetyltransferase component of pyruvate dehydrogenase complex, mitochondrial
Exons: 3
Coding region: 27-266 (79 amino acids)
Biological process (GO): pyruvate decarboxylation to acetyl-CoA
Cellular component (GO): pyruvate dehydrogenase complex
Molecular function (GO): dihydrolipoyllysine-residue acetyltransferase activity
Source: RefSeq, a predicted model, not a curated record
GUACUAUCACUAUAUCUAAUCUUGGCAUGUUUGGAAUUAAAAACUUCUCAGCUGUUAUUAAUCCACCACAGGCAUGUAUAUUAGCAGUAGGAUCUACAGAAAAGGCUGUAAUUCCAGAUGAAAGCAGUGAAAAGGGAUACAGUGUAGCCAAUGUAAUGUCAGUCACACUCAGCUGUGACCACCGUGUUGUUGAUGGUGCAGUUGGCGCUCAAUGGCUUUCAACCUUCAAAAGAUAUCUGGAAAACCCUUUAACAAUGUUACUGUAAAUACAAGAUUGACUGGAAAGUCUAGUGGUCAUCAAACUUUUUAGGUUGGAAUUCCUGCAAAUAUGACACCAUUGGAGAUGAAAUGGGUGCAAUCUAUUUCUUAUGCACUCUGAGACUUUGGAGGGUUUGUUUUCAGUGAUCAAGUGAAGGGAUAGAAAAAUGAAGAAAUGGAUAAAAUGUAGAACAAAUUUAAGUGUUGUGACAAGCAUUGGGAGAAGCUACACAUCAGUACAAGUAAUAUUUUUAUUUACAAU